CUACCAUCUCCCUCUCCAGCCUCACCGCUACCACCACAACUUUCACCAAACCCUCACCAACCCCCCAACACUCUCAAAUCGACAUGUCUGGCAAAGGUGGCAAAGCUAAGUCUGGAGGAAAGGCGUCCGGUGGCGAGUCCAAGUCUCAGUCCCGCUCGGCCAAGGCUGGUCUUCAGUUCCCUGUCGGUCGUGUCCACCGUCUCUUGAAGAGGGGCAACUACGCUCAGCGUGUCGGUGCUGGUGCACCUGUUUACCUUGCUGCUGUCCUUGAGUACCUCGCUGCCGAGAUUCUCGAGUUGGCGGGCAACGCUGCGCGCGAUAACAAGAAGCAGCGUAUUGUGCCUAGGCACUUGCAGCUCGCCAUCCGAAACGACGAGGAGUUGAACAAGCUCCUCGGUGACGUCGUCAUCUCCCAAGGUGGUGUCGUGCCAUUCAUCAACCCCGAGCUCCUGCCAAACAAGACCGCAAAGGGCAAGAAGGGCGAGAGCCAAGAGGUUUAGACCUCUUGCUUUGUCUUCUCUUCCAACCCUUUUGUGUUCACGGAGUUCUGUGGAGUCAGUCUUCGUUGUUCACGUUCAUGUUUGACGACGUAUCUAUUGUAUUUGUCUGUACUAUUGGGCUUUGUUAACAUUAUUUCCUUUUUCGGUUGAACUGCCAUCUGCAUCCUACGUGCUUG
Molecule: messenger RNA, 676 nt
Organism: Stereum hirsutum FP-91666 SS1
Lineage: Eukaryota; Fungi; Basidiomycota; Agaricomycetes; Russulales; Stereaceae
Product: histone-fold-containing protein
Exons: 4
Coding region: 84-500 (138 amino acids)
Cellular component (GO): nucleosome
Molecular function (GO): structural constituent of chromatin; DNA binding; protein heterodimerization activity
Source: RefSeq, a predicted model, not a curated record